Dichomitus squalens LYAD-421 SS1 is the source of this 1366-nucleotide messenger RNA. RefSeq lists its product as uncharacterized. The coding region runs from base 78 to 1166 and encodes 362 amino acids. Gene Ontology annotation, molecular function: protein binding. The transcript has 8 exons. NCBI's taxonomy places the organism in Eukaryota, Fungi, Basidiomycota, Agaricomycetes, Polyporales, Polyporaceae. The record is from RefSeq and is a predicted model, not a curated record.
CCACGAAUGCUCAUCUGCUUGUACCAGAUACUGUGUGCCAGUCAGAUCAUUCCUCGCAGUGACCCAGUUUACCAGCCAUGUCAGACAAGGAGGUGCUUCUCUCUAUGGGUUUUGACCCACAACGCAUUCAAUGGGCCUUGAAGGCGACCGGGAACCGCGGUCUACAACCCGCGAUGGACCACAUCAUUGAGAACGAGGGAAAGCCCGUCCCCGAUCUCUCAUCCGUGUCUGAAUCCUCCAGAUCCGCGCCCCCUCCCACGAGUGGCGGCGGAGACGCGAUGGACGCCGACGAGGAUGACGAUGAACUCGCUGCGCUCAAGGCUGUAUAUGGCAAGAAGGGUGGAUCUGGGGGCGGCGGAGAGAGCUCGUCGGGAGGAACGGCGGCGACGGCGGCGGCCGAGGCCGAGGCGAAGAGCAUCAAGUGCUCGGUCUGUGGGAAGACGUUCAAGAACGUCGACCUUGCGAACUACCAUGCGGAAAAGAGUGGGCACGACCAAUUCGAGGAGUCUACGGAGGAGAUUAAGCCCUUGACAGAGGAAGAGAAGAAGCAGAAGCUGGCGGAGCUCCGGGAGAAAAUGGCCGCAAAGAAGGCGGCGAAGGCGAAGGAAGAGGCAAAGGAGACCCUCGCCAACGAGGCGAUCCGCCGGAAGUCGGGCAAGGACAUCAACGAACUCCGGGAGGAGUUGAAACGGAAGGAGUUACUCAAGGAGGCCGAGGCUAAACGUCGCGAGAAAGUCGAGGAUGCGAAGGCGCGGGCAGCGGUGAAGGCACAGAUCGAGGCGGACAAGAAAGCGCGCGCAGAGAAGGCGGCGCGAGAGAAGGCGCUGCGCGAGGGGAAGCCGCUGCCAGACGCAGUGGAGCCGGCGAGCACUGCCAGUACUGCUACCGCUUCGGCACCGAAGGCCGGGCUGGCGGGGAAGGACUACCCCGAGACACGGCUGCAAAUUAGGAUGGCCAAGGGCGGGCAGCCGUACACGACGACGCUCCCAAGCGAUUCCACGCUGCGUGAGGUGGCAGAAUUCUUGGCUGCGCAGACUUUGGAGGUUGACGUUGAGACGGUCAACUUCUCGCUGACGUUCCCAAGGAAGACCUUUGCUCGAUCCGACUUUUCGCGGACACUGCGAGAUCUGGGAUUGACACCCUCCGCGGUUCUGAUAGCUUCGUGACCCUGACGCUUACAGGUUUGAUGAUGGUGAUGGUUUCACUCAACUGCGUCAUGCCAGAUUGCGAAUUCGUGCGAAGUGUAUGAGAAGUAUUACGGUUGCACGUAGCCACGUCUUCAAGAAUUGUAUUUCUACCUUCUUGACCGUUGUCGUAGUCACGGCGCUGUGUCGCACCACAGCACUCGAUCCAUACUUCGAGUUCU